AUGCCGAAUUCAUCAAAUUACAAAUCCUUUUCACUACAACAGUCUAAACAACAUUCCUCUAAUUUCCCUUGGUCCCAAAAGAAAUUGCAUACUUUUAAUCCUUUUCCAAGAUAUAAUCACUCUGCGAGUGAAUUUGAUCAUAAUGACUCAAUUAUAAUAUUUGGAGGAAUUGUAGGAGAAAAAACAACCAAUGAAGUUUAUGUGGUUGAAGCAACAUAUGGAGAUAUUCCUAAACCAAGAAGCUUACAUUCUCAAAUAAGUUUUGCAACACAUAUGAUAGUGUUUGGUGGAAUUGUUGACGAUCCAAAAGAAAACAACUUGGAUGAACAUAUUUAUAUAUUUGAUAUUGUUUCAAAACAUUGGCUUAAACAAAUUAUUUGUAACUUUAAUAUUGAUGGAGAAGUUUCCACUGUUAAUAGUAGCAGCAGCAAUGGUAGCAUUGGAAGGUUUGGUCAUACUGCAACAGUAGUUGAUACAACAUUAUAUGUUUUUGGUGGUAAAAAUAAAAACAAUGAAUACUUGAAUGAUUUUUUAACAUUUGAUUUGAAAGCAUUGAAGUUACUAACUAAAAAGAAAAGUCCUAACUUCACUCAAUCUUUUUGGGAUUCAUUAAUUCCUCCUAGAAAUGCACCAUCUCCUAGAAUGAAACAUGUUUCAUGUCCAUAUAAUGGGAAAAUUUACAUGUUCGGUGGAACUGAUGAAAUUAAAUGUUAUAAUGACAUCUGGUGUUAUGAUGUAAAGACAAAUCAAUGGGAUGAACUAGAAUGUUCAGGAUAUACUCCUCAAGCACGCGAAGGUCAUGGAGCGACUAUAAUGAACGAUGUGAUUUAUAUUUUUGGUGGAAGAUCAGAAGAAGGAGAGGUUUUGGGAGAUUUGGCUGCGUUCAGAAUAACAAAUAAAAGAUGGUACAAGUUCCCUAAACUGGGUCCAUCUCCAUGUCCUAGAUAUGGUAUAACUGUAUCAAAAGUUAAAAAUAAUAUUUUAGUUUUUGGUGGGGAUUCAAAAAAAGAUCCCAGACCAGAUAACGAAGGAAUAGUCCAUAUAUUAGAUACAAGUCAUCAACAAAAUCAAGAUCAACAAUUAUCACAAGAAAUCAUCUCUGGUUCUUCUAGUUCACCAUAUCCAAAAAAAACAAAACUUUCUCCUGUAUUAGAAGAAGCAAUAUUAUUGUCUAGUCAAGAAUCUAUUCUCAAAUUAUCAUCAACUAAUAAAGAUGUUAAAGAUGAGCAAAAAGAUGAACAAUAUGAUGACGAAGAUGAGCAAAUAGAUGAUGACGAUGAAGAAGACAAGGCUCAACAAGAGGCUCAACAACGACAGGCUCGAUUACAGCAAAUUCAACAAGAGGCUCAACAAGAGGUUCAACAGCAAGCUCGAUUACAACAAGCUCAACAAGAGGCUCAACGACAGGCUCAACUACAGCAAAUUCAACAAGAGGCUCAACGACAGGCUCAACUACAGCAAAUUCAAAAAGAGGCUCAACAAGAGGCUCAACGACAGGCUCAAUUACAGCAAAUUCAACAAGAGACUCAACGACAAGCUCAAUUACAACAACAAGCUCAACAACAGCAACAAGCUCAACAACAGCAACAGGCUCAACAACAGCAACAGGCUCAACAACAGCAACAAAGAUUUCAACGUCAACCACCUGUAAAAUCACAUGCAAGAAAAAACAGUUUUAAUUCAAAUUCUCAUCAACGAACAACAAAUAAUAAUUCUCCCGUAAACAUUCUUAACUCAACAAACCUUGAAAGAACAACAAAAUCAAACAUUGUAGAGAUAAAGGAACACGAUAAUUAUAAGCCACAUAAAACAUAUGUCGAAUAUUCGAAUACACCUGGUAAAGUGUCAUUUGAUGGCAAAAUACCAAACAACCAAUCGAAUCUCACAAAAAGUUUAAGAGGAAAUAUUAGAAAUGCGGUGAUAAUUGAAAAUAAUGAUUUUAAUAUUAUUGAUAAUGGCAGUGAUAAUAGUAUUGGUAAUGGCAUUGAUAACAAUGAAAAUGAAGAAGAUCAAAAUCCGGUAUUAAACAAUGAUGAUAAUAUAACUCGAACAUUGCCAUUACAAGAUUCUCAAUUAUAUCAACAACACAAUCAUCAGGUGGAAAAAAAUGACAGCAGUGUUGAGGGCAGUGGCACGUUGUCGAAAAAAAGUAGUUUUGAAAAGUUACGAGAAGGUUCCCCCGUCAACAACAACAAUAUUCAGCAACGACCACGUGGUGCUCGUCCAUUAGAUAAAAAAACAACUUUUAUACCCAUUCGUAUGAAUAAUAACAACGUUAAUAAUGUUGAUGUUGGAAUUAUAGUUGGAAGUAAAACUGAACAAGUCCUUAUACCUGAAAGUCCGAUAAUUCCAAUACAUAAUCACCAUAUUCAACAACAACAGCAAACAAUUUUAUCGUCGUCUAUCCAAAAUGAUGAUAAUUAUCUACUGAAAUCAACAACAACUACUGCCAUUUCUUCUGCCAUUGCCAUUGCUGCUGUUCCUAUUACCAAUAUUAAUAAUAAUAUGAUAACAUCUUCACUAAGUGCAAAUACUGAGCCUAUUCCACCACGUUCAAAGUUACGAAGAAGUAGUACAUCAUCAUUUAAUCAAUCACCAAGAUCACCUUCUAUAUCAUCAUCACCUAUUACGUCACCAUCACCUUUACAUCAAAAUAAAAAUGACGAAUUUUUCCGUGAAUUAGAAAAACAAAAGCAAAGCAUAAUUGAUGCAAAAAAAAGAGAAAAUCUUAUGAAGUCGACUAAAGAAUUAGAAUUUAAUUCGUGUGGUAAUGGUAGCGGAGAAAAAAAGAUAGUUAAUGUUGUUGAUGAUGGUGAUAGUGAUUAUUUACAAAAUGUUGAAGAAAUAAUGAAUAAUCUUGAAGUUGGAUCAGAUAAAUAUAAAAUAGUCGAUGUUAUUGUAAAGAUGAAACAACAAUUAAAAUACUACAAGACGAAUAUAAAACUUCAGUCUCAAUUAGCAUCACAAAAAAUUUCAGAAAGUGAAAAGUCUCGUAUAGAUGCAUUAGACGAAGUAGCGUAUUAUAAAGCAAAACUACAAAAAUAUGAAAACACAUCUGCUUCAACUGCUCUUUCCAUUGUAUCAUCAGCACAUAAAAACAAAGAUACAAAUGUUCAUGUUCAUGAUCGUGAUCAACAUAAUGAACAGCAACAACAAAAUUUAAGAACAAUUAAAUUACAAAAUUUACAAAUAAAUCAAUUAAAACAAGUGUUGAAAGAACAACAAAUGAUAUUUGAUAAAGUACAAAAAACAUUGGUAAUAGCUAAUAAAAGAGCUGAUGAUACAGAGCAACGAUUGAAGGAUUCGAGCCAAGAAGUGGCGACGUUAGAGAAAGAAAUGUCGAGUUUGAAACUUGAAUUAACUAAUAAGUCAAGAUUAUUAGAUAAAUCAUUAAAGAAAUCAGAUGAAUUGGAAAGAUUGCUGAUUAAGGCACAAAGUGAAGACAACAACGAUGAAAACGAUGAAUAUGAUGAUUAUUUUGAAUAUGAUAAUAAUAAUAUUAUUAUUGAAAAUAAUAUUUAUGAUAACGUUGAUGAUAAUGGUGAUGACAGUGUUGUUGAUGAUAAUAAUGAUG
Molecule: messenger RNA, 3574 nt
Organism: Entrophospora candida
Lineage: Eukaryota; Fungi; Glomeromycota; Glomeromycetes; Entrophosporales; Entrophosporaceae
Source: the annotation of a GenBank genome assembly